Messenger RNA from Cricetulus griseus (Chinese hamster), 1720 nucleotides. Lineage: Eukaryota; Metazoa; Chordata; Mammalia; Rodentia; Cricetidae. The record is from RefSeq and is a predicted model, not a curated record.
AGGCGGCUGGCCACCAAGUCAGGGGGUCGUGAGGUUCCGUGCGGACCAGCCCACAGCGGCUCAUUCGGAGAGGUGGGUCCCCCUCGGAGAGGUGAAAGGCUCCGCUGCGACACGCCCCCACCCCCCGCGGUGCAAGUGGUUCAGCCCGACAACUUUUCAUUCAUAAAAAAGACAAGACUCCGCGAGGCUCCAGUGAGUCAGAACCGCAGCCGCCGACGCGGACCCCACCGAGCAUCCAGCCCAGGGCAUGUACCGAGACUUCGGGGAACCGGGACCGAGCUCCGGGGCCGGCAGCGCGUACGGUCGCCCCGCGCAGCCCCCGCAGGCUCAGGCGCAGACCGCCCAGCAUCAGAAGUUCCACCUUGUGCCAAGCAUCAAUGCUGUGAGUGGCAGCCAGGAAUUGCAGUGGAUGGUGCAGCCUCAUUUCCUGGGACCCAGUGGCUAUCCCCGACCUCUGGCCUAUCCCCAGUACAGUCCCCCUCAGCCCCGGCCAGGAGUCAUACGAGCCCUAGGGCCACCUCCAGGGGUGCGUCGUAGGCCCUGUGAGCAGAUCAGCCCAGAGGAGGAAGAGCGCCGCAGAGUGAGGCGUGAAAGGAACAAGUUAGCAGCAGCUAAGUGCAGAAACCGAAGAAAGGAACUGACAGACUUCCUGCAGGCGGAGACCGACAAAUUGGAGGACGAGAAAUCGAGCCUGCAGCGAGAGAUUGAAGAGCUGCAGAAACAGAAGGAGCGCCUUGAGCUGGUGUUGGAAGCCCAUCGCCCCAUCUGCAAAAUCCCAGAAGGAGAUAAGGACACAGGUGGUACCAGCAGCACCAGCGGCUCUGGCGCCCGUGGCGGCGGCAGCCCACCAGCCCCCUGCCGCCCGGUACCUUGUAUCUCCCUUUCUCCAGGGCCUGUACUUGAACCUGAAGCCCUGCACACCCCCACGCUCAUGACCACACCGUCUCUGACUCCCUUUACUCCCAGUCUGGUUUUCACCUACCCUAGCACACCAGAACCUUGUUCCUCAGCACAUCGAAAGAGUAGCAGCAGCAGUGGCGACCCCUCCUCCGACCCCCUGGGUUCUCCCACACUCCUGGCUUUGUGAGACACCCAACCACACCCCUUGCUGGUGCUACCCCAGCCUCCUUUUCCCCACUGAUCCAGCAGGCCUGGACCAUAACCAUGCUCCAAACCAGCAGGUCCUUUAUCUCUCAGAUUAGAACAAACAUAUUAUGCUUUGAUGUAGAGCCAGCUUGGGGGGGGUCCCCAAAGCUGCUCAUUGUUUCUCUAGAGCUGGCCUAUCAUAAUUUGCACAAAAUUAGAGACAAAAUAUGUCCCCUUUAGGCCAGAGAAAUCCUGGCAGCCCAGUCUUUGUAGAUCCCCAGUGGUCCUUUGGAGCCCUUUCCCUUCCUUGCAGACCACUCUCAUGCUAUGUCACUUUCUUCAUACGAUCCAGCCAGCCCUACACCCAGACAGGUGUCCUUUUACUAGUCUAGAACACUAACUCACACAGCUCCACUGCCAGCAGCGACAGGGCAUCCUGCAGGCUCCUCCUGAAUGGCACAACUCAGGAGGCACUGGUGGCUUCUGUGAUGAGCUGAGCUGCACUCCCAAGCUUUGAGAAGCCUCUACUUCCAGGGUAUCCAAGCCUCCACAUCAAGGGCAGCUGCUAUUUAUUUUCCUAAAGAGACUAUUUUUAUACAAACCUUCCAAAAUGGAAUAAAGGCUUGAAGCUCUA